AUGGCGACGUUCGCCAAGCCGGAGAAUGCGCUGAAGCGCGCAGAAGAGCUGAUGAACGUGGGGCAGAAAGCCGCAGCCCUGCAGUCCCUGCACGAUCUGAUCACGUCGAAGCGGUACCGCACAUGGCAGAAGCCGUUGGAGCGCAUCAUGCUCAAGUACGUGGAGCUGUGCGUCGACAUGCGCAAGGGCCGCUUCGCCAAGGACGGCCUCAUCCAGUACCGCAUCGCCUGCCAGCAGGUGAACGUGCAAUCACUCGAGGAGGUGGUGAAGUAUUUCCUCAAGCUCGCCACGGAGAAGGCGGAGCAGGCGCAGGCGCAGGUGGAAGCCGCCGCGGCGGAAGCCGCGUUGGGGGAGGUGGCGGACCUGGAGGCGGAGAAGAGCCCCGAGGACCUGAUGCUGGGGUUCGUGAGCGGCGACAAGGGCAAGGAGCGCACGGACAGCGAGCUCGUCACGCCCUGGUUCAAGUUCCUCUGGGAGGCCUACCGCACCGUGCUUGACGUGCUGAGGAACAACUGCAAGAUGGAGGCUCUGUAUGCGAUGACCGCCCACCGCGCGUUCGGCUUCUGCCAGCAGUACAAGCGCACCAACGAGUUCCGCCGCCUGUGCGAGAUUCUCCGCAACCACCUCGUCAACCUCAACAAGUACCGCGACCAGCGCGACCGCCCGGACCUCUCCCUCCCGGAAACCCUCCAGCUGUACCUCGACACGCGUUUCGAGCAGCUGAAAGUGGCAACCGAGCUGGGCCUGUGGCAGGAGGCGUUCCGCUCGGUGGAGGAUAUCCACGGGCUCAUGCUGCUGUCGAAAAAGGCGCCCAAGCCGCAGCUCAUGGCGGUUUACUACGCGCGCUUGACGCGGAUCUUCGCCAUGGCGGCCGGGGAGGGGGAUUCCGCCGGGGCGGAGGGGGGGAGCGGGGGGGGCCGCGCGAGCGGGGGCGCUGCGAACGGGAGCGCGCGGCUGUAUCACGCGUACGCGUGGUAUAAGUUGUACCUGCUGCAGCGGAGCUAUAAUAAGAAUCUUAAGGAUAAGGACCUGCAGCUGCUGGCGUCCGCGGUUGUGCUGUCCGCGCUCGCCGUGCCCCCGUAUGAGCGGUUCGCGGGGAGCGCGGGCGCGGGGCGGGGGGGCGCGGAGGGGGAGCUGGCGCGGGAGAAGGCGGUGCGGAUGGCGAACCUGCUGGGGGUAGUGGUAGAUCCCAAGAAGGACCCGCGGCAGAUGGUGAGCCUGGGGGAGGUGGGGGGCGGGGAGAGGGGAGGGGCGGGAAUAAGGGAGGGGACGGGGAAAGGGGAGAAGGGGGGGUCGGGGGAGGGAGGGGGAAACGGGGAUCGGGCUCUUCUGCAGGAGAUUACGGCCAAGGGCGUGCUGGCGUUCGUCCUCCCCCAAGUGCGCGAGCUGCAUCAUCUGGUCGAAGUCGACUUCCUGCCUCUCGACCUGGCCGCGCGCGUGCACCCGCUGCUGCAGCGCCUGCCUGAGCUGAGCGACGUGAAGCUGUCCGCUGCGUGCCCCGUGCCAAAAGUCGAGCUCCAAACGUACACGCCUGCUCUGCAGCGACUGGCCACCCUGCGCGUUGUGCAGCAGGCAUCUCAAGUGUACGAUGUGAUGACCGUCACGUCGCUCUGUCGCAUGGUGCCGUUCGGCGAUCUCGUCUUUGUGGAGCGCAUGCUCGCAGAGGCCGUGGCUGAGGGCUUUGUGCACGUGCGCCUGGACUUCGUGGAGGGGACCGUCAAGUUUGGCGCUGAUGAGCUCGAGUCUGAUCGCAUACGCAACCACCUGGCCACCAUGGCCCGCCAUCUCGACCGCGCAGUUGCCCUCAUCCGCCUCAAGUCCCCCGCGCCUGUGGAGGAACCUGCCGAGCAGCUGCCGCCCGCGGAGGAGAUCCAGGCGGCAGUGGAGAAGGAGCACCGGCGGCUGAUUGCGCGAAAGACGCUGAUUGAGCGGCGCAAGGAGGAGGCUGAAAGGGAGGUCAUUGAGAAGGAGCGUGAGGAGCAGACGGCAAAGCUGAAGCAGCAGAGGCUGACGGAGGAGGCGGAGGCAAAGCGGCUGGCAGCGGAGUCGGCUCGCAGGGAGGAGGAGCGCAUUCGGCGGGAGAUCGAGGCGAAGGAGCUGGAGGAGGCAAGGCAGCUGCUGCUGGAGGCAGAGAAACGCAAGGGCAAGAAGGGCAAGAAGAACCUCGAGGACACGAUGCGGUUGGACAAGAGGCAGCUGAUGGAGGAGGCGCUCUCAGAGCAGCUCAAGGAGAAGCAGGAGGCGGAGCGGCGCCUGCAGAAGCUGGUGCGCACAUUGGAUCACCUGGAGCGGGCGCGCAGGGAGGAGGAGAAGCCCCUUCUCGAGGCAGCGUACCAGCAGAGGCUGGUGGAGGAGCGGGCGUGGUUCGAGCAGCAGCAGGCAGAGGCAGCUGCGCAGAGCAAGACACAGCACGAGCAGGACCUGGCUGAGAAGAUUCGGCUGUCCCGCAUGCUGGGGGAUAAGGAGGAGUUCCAGGAGCAAGUUGUGGGGAGGCGCCGCGGCGAGUUUGAGCGGCUGAAGCGGGAGAGGGAGGAGAAGCUGGCAGAGCUGAGGGAGCUGAGGCGCACGGAGAGGGUGAUGCUGCGGAAGAGGGAGAUGUUCCGCCGCCAGGAGGAGGCCAAGGCACUCAAGGCCUGGGAGGAGGCUGAGAGGCGCAAGAGGGAAGAGCUGGAGCGCAAGCGCAAGGAGGAGGAGGAGAGGCUGAGGAAACUUGAGGAGAUGGCAGCGAAGCAGCGCCAGAGGGAGCAGGAGGCAGAGGAGAAGGCCCGCAAGGAGCGCGAAGAGCUUCUCGCCGCUGCUGCCGAGCGCAAGACCUCCGCUUUUGUCCCGCCGGCCCUCCGAGCCCGCGCCGGAGGCUCGGCAGCCGGCGAGGCUCCACCGUCCGGACGUGCAGGUGCGGAAGAGGAUCGGUGGUCCAGGGACAGGGCUCCCGCUGCUAGUGCUGCUUCUACUGGGGCGCCUGGGAAAUACGUUCCGCCUGUUAGGGCUAGUGCGGGUGCAGCAGGGGCAGGAGGAGCGGGAGACGGGGGAAGGUGGGGCGGGGAUCGUGGGCGGGAGGGGGAAGACAGCGGUGCAUUUGGCAGGAGGUCGGCUAGGUAUGAGCCUCCUCGUAGCGCUGCUGCUUCCGGUGGUGGUGCCGGUGGUAGAAUGGUGGAGAGGAGCUCGGGCUGGCGAUCAGCUGCUUGCCUCCGCGCGUCAGGAUUGCGGGUGAUAUGGGUGAGAAGGUAA
Molecule: messenger RNA, 3228 nt
Organism: Closterium sp. Yama58-4
Lineage: Eukaryota; Viridiplantae; Streptophyta; Zygnematophyceae; Desmidiales; Closteriaceae
Source: the annotation of a GenBank genome assembly